Molecule: messenger RNA, 3382 nt
Organism: Folsomia candida
Lineage: Eukaryota; Metazoa; Arthropoda; Collembola; Entomobryomorpha; Isotomidae
Product: DNA repair protein RAD50
Exons: 12
Coding region: 240-2999 (919 amino acids)
Biological process (GO): double-strand break repair; chromosome organization involved in meiotic cell cycle; telomere maintenance via telomerase
Cellular component (GO): Mre11 complex; condensed nuclear chromosome
Molecular function (GO): double-stranded telomeric DNA binding; single-stranded telomeric DNA binding; ATP hydrolysis activity
Source: RefSeq, a predicted model, not a curated record
CCCGUUCUCUCCGGAAACUCUGGAUCUUCUGCUCAACUCCACAUUUUGCACUUGCUCAGACGUUGUCUGUUCCUUCGACAAAAACAUUUGUUGCUCUUCUUCCUUCUUCCAGCGCUUGUUCAUUCCACCUUCCACCUCCGCAAAGCUGUUGUCAACUUGGAACAACUUCUUCAGAAAUGUAAUAUUAAAACUAAACUAAAAAAAGACUAAAAAAAACUAAAAAAAAAUGACUAAAAAAAAUGGAAGUUAAGCUUAAAUCACUCAAGUUUUACGGUUUUCGUACAUUCAGUGACGACAGUGAGGUCCAUGAAAUCAAUUUUGAUAAAAAGUUAACCAUCAUUCAUGGCCGGAAUGGAUCUGGGAAGACGACCGUGGUCGAAAUUUUACUGUUUUGCAUGACUGGAAAACUAUCCUCAAAUCCGGAUGGAUUGGACUCUUUCGUCACUGGUGUCCCAGCCACCAUCACUCUAACAUUCAUCAAGGGGUCGGACACCUACGAAAUUAAAUGGACCUUGAACCGGCCCAAUGUCAAGAUAAUGGCGACCUGUCAAAUUAAAGAGAAUCGCACAGUCACACACGAUAAGUUGAAGGAGAAGGAGGCGGAAGAAAUCAUCCGAAAAAUUUUAGACGUUCCGGCCGGUGCAGUGGAAAAAUUAAUUCUCGUCCCACAAGAAAAUACUUUGUGGGCUUUCAACACUCCUACAAACUUGAAAGAGGUGCUCGAUAAGCUCUUAAAUUUGGAGGAGGACAACAAACAGCUCAUGAAACUAGUCGAAGCGAAGAAAGAGAUUGAAAAGAGAAUGAAAACGGCUGAAAUUGAUCUCACCGUGGCACAAGGUGCUGCAGAAAAGCACCCCUCUAUCGUCACCGAGGAGGCUGCCACAUCUCGAAAGGAGGCCGAAUUACAAGCCGUCGUCACCCAGCUGACGGACGAAAUAGAAGAGAUGCUGAACAAGCAUGAAAAAUACGACAAAGUUCUCAAACUGGGCGAAGAUUUGGAUAGGUUGAAGUCGUGUGCGGAUUCUCUGAAUAUUUCAGAAGAAGAAAUAGACACACUGGACGAGAAAGAAUUGGAGUACGACUUGGCCAGGGUAGACGCUGAGCUGGGCGAUAAGCUUAGUACGAUUAUGCGGAAAAUCCGAGAGAAAGACGAUCUUGCUAUCCAACUCCAAGAUACUUCGGAGCAGUUAGGUCAUGCAAAAGCUAACCUGGAAAAUUCGGAGGUGUCACUCGCCCAAAUUUUGGAAUACUGUUCGCAAUAUGAUUCUCCAGAUGUGGAAUCGUGCAAGGGUGUGAUUCAAGCAAAGAUUACCAAAUUGCAGGAAGAUCUUGAACAAAUUAAUAUAAGGAAGGAAAAGGUCGAGGUUCAAAAUAGACUGGAUUCAUGUAUAAAGUUGGAGCAGAUGGCACUCAAUUUUGAGAAAUUUAAGAAAAUGUCAGAUCAGAAAUGGACAACGCUGUUACAAUUAGAACGCGACAUUGCCAAAGUUGAGGGAAAGAUUGAAGCUGGACAAGAAAAUGUGGACGAUUUUGAACGGCUAUGUCCUGACGAAACCAUCCUAAUGGCGGAACUAAACGGUAGAAUCUUACUACUCAAACGGAACCUGAAAUACUUGACGGCCCAAUUGGCCACUAAAACUGCCACCUUUGAUGAAAUGGAGACCCAAUUUUUUGACGAGUUAAAAUUCGACCCGAAUUUGGCAUCAGUUGUGCAAUCACAAAACAACGGAUCUCGAGACUAUCCUUUGCCUGCAAAGAUUGCGAGAAUAGACGAGUCUUUAUUGUCAAAUGAUUCCAAAUCUCAAAACAAGUUCUCUCAAAUUGCUACUGAAAAAUCAACACUUCUCCAAAAAUUAGGUGGCCUGAACUCACGAUUAAUAGUAGAUGAGACUACUGAGGACAUUAAACCUCAACUUGACGAUGAACUCUUCAAACUAAAAAUGGCUUUCGGCCAGAUUGAGAAUUUACAACGCCUGUCCGUGGCCAGGAAUAACGGUGAAGGAACACAUCUUAUGGUGGAUGCAUUCAACGCAUCGUGUGAAAUUCUGAGGGAGCAAGCGGCUCAGAAGGAAAUAGAACUGAAGGAGUUGGAGAUUGUGAUUCACGACGUCAAGAAAAAGAAGGAAAAAAUUCAAUUCAAACGAGAAAAGGCAAUCCCUUGCAUAUCUCAAAUUCGCGAGAUAAAAACUGCACUUGCCACUGCAACCCAAACUCUGAUCUCUUGUUCUCUCGAAUCUACCCAAGUAUCCACCCACGCUGGCCAACUAUUCGACCAAAUCACUCAAAAAACCACCACCCUCGAAAAUGCCAAGGAAAAAUCCGCCACGGCAUCUGGAGAGCUGAACGAAAUUCGGAAAGCGCUCGCCACUUCGACAGCCAACGUGGCAGCUUGCAAGAUCCAUGAGGAAGCGAUGUCAAAUCUUGUCACUGGGUACAAAAUAGCUGACACCGUUGCUUCGGCCAAACGACACCAAAUUCUGACCAAACAUCAGGAGAUGGUGGCCGAGAUAAACCAGUACUUGGCCGACAAGUGGGAAUCACUUUUUCCGUAUGACGACAUCCCGUCAAUCUCACUGUCACAGGUUGAGAUAAAGCACGAAGGGGUGCGGCGAGUUGAUUACAACUACCACUUCAAUAUGGACACAUCAGCGGAUGGAGAGCUAAAGAUGAGGGGACGGUCGUCCCACGGGGAGAAGAUUUUAGCCGCAUUGAUUAUUCGCUGCGCACUGGCUAAAAAAUUUGGCCCAAAUUGUGAGAUUUUAGCAUUCGACGAGCCCAUGGGAGGAUUAGAUGGAGAUAUGGGGCGGGGGUUGGUGGAUCAUUUUUCCUCAAUCACGGACAAAACUCAGGUCAUUGUGACCACGCAUAGUUUGGAGUUUGCGAAAGCUUUGGUUAGCAAAGGAAAUGCGGUGGGGGAGGAGGUUGGAUUUUACAGGGUGGAGAAAGAAGGAGGGAGAUCCAAGUUCCAUGAGGGCUUUGGAGAUUUGUUGGAUGACUGAGUCAGAUCGUGAAUAUUUUGGGGGAACUUUUAAAUAUUAAAAUGACGACAUGAUAAGAUUAUCAUGAUGAGAGUCUAGGUAUUUGUAAUUUAAAACGAAAAAAAUUCUGUAAUUCGUUACUAGUCAGACUUAUAUUUAAAAUAUGUAGCUUAUUUUCAUUGUUAAACAUGUAAAUUUUUCUCGUAUGCAAAAGUGAAUGUGAUGGUUACAUGAUAAUGUCAAUUAUGCACUUAAUAUCAAUGUUAUUACUUAUUAAUCAGCAACCUGCAUAUUUAUUUGUUUUACCAUUUGAAAAGUAUGUGUGAAAGGGAUGAAAAGGAAACCUAUUAAAACACCAGAGUUAAUUCUUGAGAAUAAAUAUGUAUAAAAACCCUGUUUUAUGA